UAGUUAGGUUGGACUCACUUCUUACCAAUCUCUAAAACCCUCCGAUCACAAUUCACCACUGGAUUUUCUCCACCUUGCUCUUUGCCAACCGCCCCUCGCAAUCCCAUUUUCUCCGGCUUUUUCCACAUUUGAUAAAAGACUCUCUUGCAUUUUCUGCUGUAUUUACGCUCCCCCUUUUCUGUUUCCGUGUUCUGCAUCCGUUGGUGAAAGUCAAACAACCCACCAUCGAAUCGAAAUGGCGUCAGAGAAGAGCUCCUCCGUGCUCCAAGUCACUUCUUCAGGCGGUCCACUGCGGAUGAUGACUCCGUUGACCGCUCAAGUUGCUCUCAGAAUCACAGCCAUUGUCUUCACACUCAUCGCCAUCUCCGUUACAGUCACCAACGGCCAAUCCGUUGCCGUGUUCGGAUUCAAGUUCGAAGCCCACUACUCCUACUCAACUGCCUUCAGGUUCUUGGUUGGUGCCAAUGUUGUGGUGUGUACCUUCUCAGUGCUCUCAUUGAUCUUCGUAUCCUUCUUAAGCCGUCCAGCAUCUCAACACCUCAAAAACUACUUCUUUCUCUUCUUGCACGACACGGCGAUGAUGGUGCUAAUGAUAUCCGGAUGCGCAGCGGCGACCGCAAUCGGGUACGUGGGGAAGUAUGGAGAGAAGAAAAUGACUUGGCAGCCAACGUGCGGUUACGUGAAUGAGUUCUGCAACAAAAUGACCAUCUCUCUUGUGUUUUCUUACCUGGCUUUCUCUGCCUACUUGCUUCUCACUCUCAUGGCUGCUCACAAUCUCAUGCCUCGCCCUACUGAAUGAACUCGCCAAUACACAAUUUACAAGAGAUGUAUCCCAUCCAUCAUCCGAAAACGACAUCGAAAAUCUCACAGUUUAUCAAUUUGCUAUGUCUUGUUAAUUAGCAUUUGGGUCCUUUGCAAACUUGUGCUGCAUGUACAUAUGAUUUCUUAAUGGUUUAGUUUACAUAUUACCCCUGUAGAAAUUAUGUUACUUAAUCGUAUUUAUUUGUACUUA
Pyrus x bretschneideri (Chinese white pear) is the source of this 1012-nucleotide messenger RNA. RefSeq names its product CASP-like protein 1F2. Bases 236 to 799 code for a protein of 187 amino acids. NCBI's taxonomy places the organism in Eukaryota, Viridiplantae, Streptophyta, Magnoliopsida, Rosales, Rosaceae. The record is from RefSeq and is a predicted model, not a curated record. The transcript is spliced from 3 exons.